AUGGAGAGCGAUUCUGAUUCAGACAACAGCCGACCUCCCCCUGAGAAGAAAUCAAAACGCAAACUAUCAGGAAGCAGUACGCAGGUGACAGGCAAACAGACAAGGAGAGGCCGAAAACCGGGAGCCAGUCGUCGAGAGUCUGUUAACGGAGGAGGAGGAACGAGUGGCAAUACCCACGUCCGUGGUCAGCAGCGAAGAGGUACAGGAGCUGGGAGAGUUCAAUCAACAAGCGGACAGAGAAGGACUGAUGGGAAUACGCCGCCGUUAAGGAGAUGCCAAAGUUCUGACCGUGGUCAAACACAGAGAGGAGGUAGACAAGAGCAAUUGAGCGAUAAUCAAGACCGUGAAGAUGUCACGAUUCGCAGAGGAACACUCCGAGUUAGAGUGAACUCAGGAAGUGUCAUGGGUGACCGACGUCGACAAUCGCCAACUGAAACAGGAGGACGAAGACCGGGAACAGCUCAGAGAGCUAGAGGAAGAGGGCAAAAUUUGAGACGAGGUCAUAGCAGCCGUGUUCAAACAUCGAGGGUGGAAGCAGUAACCCGUACACAACAAUCAGGAGGAGCUCGCGGUCGUGGUCGAAGUUCCAGAGGCUCUCGAUCUGGGAGGUCUAAAGGUGGAAGAGGGAAAUAA
Caenorhabditis remanei is the source of this 633-nucleotide messenger RNA. RefSeq lists its product as uncharacterized. Lineage: Eukaryota; Metazoa; Nematoda; Chromadorea; Rhabditida; Rhabditidae. The transcript has a single exon. The record is from RefSeq and is a predicted model, not a curated record. The coding region runs from base 1 to 633 and encodes 210 amino acids.